Molecule: messenger RNA, 2424 nt
Organism: Salvia hispanica
Lineage: Eukaryota; Viridiplantae; Streptophyta; Magnoliopsida; Lamiales; Lamiaceae
Product: putative late blight resistance protein homolog R1A-3
Biological process (GO): defense response to other organism
Molecular function (GO): ADP binding
Source: RefSeq, a predicted model, not a curated record
AUGGCGGCUUAUGCAGCUCUAGUUUCUCUUAUGCAGACCAUCCAUCAGAUCGAGCAUCAUCCUUCGCCUCCGAUUUCUAUGGACAAAAAACAAGUUGAAUCUCUCACUGAGAUUGUUACGUUCUUGCAGGAAUUUCUUGAAGGUUACAAGUCUCCUUAUGCUGACAAAGAUGAAGCAGAUCCUUUGGAGAUGCGCAUCGCUGAUGCAGUUUAUGCGGCUGAAGAUGUCAUCGAAUCUCACAUUGUGGAACAGCUUCGUCCUGACGUCUUAGUCUUGUACGAGGCUUUGAGGGACGUGAUAGAAGACAUGGAUUUGAUCGUUGAAGUCAAAGAAGGUAUGCUGCUGAGACAAGUCUCAGAUAUCUCGAUAUCUUCCGCAGACACACACCCAGAUGAGAUUUUGGAGGAUUUGAUGCAAGACAUUGAAUUGGUAGAAGAAAGGGUGAUAAAACACAUGGAAUUGAUCUUAGCACUCAAAUAUCAUCUGCAGAGACAAGUCUCAGAUUCAUCAGACUUGUAUAAUACUGUGGUGAAGGUUAUACAACACAUGGAUUUCAUCAAGAAUGAAGUGAUGGAGAUUUUUGCAUUCAAAGAUCAACUGCAGAGACAAGUCUUGGCAUGUGCUGAUUCCAAAAUGUAUGAAUUUUAUCCCAAGACUGAGGUGAUGAAUUUCAUAGAAGACGUGAAUUUGCUUAAGAAUGAUGUGAUGGAGAUUUUUGCAUUCAAAGAUCAGUUGCAGAGACAAGUCUUGCCAUCUGCUUAUUCCUCCACAUAUGCAGACAUGGAUUUGGAUUUGAUCAACAAAGACAUGAUGGAGAUCAUUGCAAUCAAAGAUCAGCUAGAGAUACAAGUCUCAGCCUCUUCUGAUUCCUCAACAUCUGCAGACUGUCACGAGAGUUUGCAAAAGGUGAUUGAAGACAUGGAUUUAAUCAAGAAAGACGUGAAAGAGAUCGUUGCACUCAAAGAUCAUACACAAGUCUCCGGUGGUUCCUCAACAUCUUCUUUCUCUAGGCCAAACAGCACAACCAUGGUGGGCUUUGAUGAUGUCAUGAUUCAACUCAUGGAGAAGCUCAUUUACGGACAAUCCGGUCGCCAAGUCAUCCCAAUCGUAGGAAUGGGAGGUAUUGGUAAGACUACUCUUGCCACAAAUGUUUAUACGCAUCCAUCUAUAGGUGACCAUUUUGAUAUAUGUGCUUGGGUUACCAUUUCUCAACAAUUUAGCUUAAAAGAACUUUUUGGUGAAAUUCUUUUUCAAGCUAAUAAACAAAGGUCGGGUGAAAUGAGAGAAGAUGAAAUAGGACUAUCACUCCACAAAUUUUUAUCAUAUAGAAGGUAUCUAAUUGUGUUGGAUGAUAUGUGGAGUAUUGAGGCAUGGGAGAAGCUACAUCGCUAUUUUCCUGAUAAUAGCAAUGGUAGUCGGGUAAUGGUGACAACUAGGCUAUCAAAUUUGGGAUCUCAAUUGGAUAACAAUUGUGGCCUUGAAAUGAAGUUUAUGGAUGAGAAAAGUAGCUGGAAUAUGUUUUGCAAAAUUGUAUUUGGGGGAAAAACUUGUCCUUUGGAAUUGGAAAAAAUUGGAAAGAAGAUUGUGGAGAGUUGUAAAGGACUUCCAUUAUCAAUUGUUGUGAUGGGAGGUCUUUUGGAAAAAAUGGAACAAACAAAAAAAUGUUGGAAAUCUAUUAAGAGAAGCAUGAGUUCAUUAGUGAAUUUGGAGAAUGACAUGCAUUGCCUAAAAAUACUGAAGUUGAGCUACAACCAUUUGCCCGUUUAUCUUAAGCCUUGCUUUCUAUAUCUGGGAAUGUUUGAGGAGGAUAGUAAAAUUAGAGUCUCGAGACUCAUCAAGCUAUGGGUUUCUGAAGGAUUUGUAAAACCAGUAAAGGACAAAAGUUUGGAAAUAAUAGUUAAAGAGUACUUAGAUGAACUAGUUGCGAGAAAUCUAAUUCUUGUUCACGAGUUUGGGGGAACUGGAAGCAUGAAGUACUUGAAAAUCCAUGAUUUGUUGAGGGACCUUUGCUUGAGAGAAGCUGAAAAGGAGAGGUUUUAUCAUGUGGUCGGGCAUCAUAAUCCUCUAGGCACGUCUAGCCAACGUCGUGUAGUUAUUCCGAGAAGCACUUCGGAGAAGGAAGUCCUUGAUGCCAUGAGAUCUACACCACAUGUGCGUUCCUAUAUAAGUGAUUAUGAAAGAGUUCAAUUGUUGCCCAAUUUAAGAUUGUUGACGACAUUGCGAGUGCACGACAAAUUUUCUCAUUCAAAACAACAUGAGUAUUCCCUGAGAGAAUUGUUCAAGUCGGUUAAUUUGAGGUUUCUUGCUGUUUGUCAUAGACAAGGUUCCCCAACUUCCUUCUUCAAUCAAUCUCCUCUGGAGCCUUCAGACAUUAAUUAUUCAUCCUCCACCAUACAUGAAUUUCAACAUGAAUGCACCGGUUGA